This is a messenger RNA of Hippoglossus stenolepis (Pacific halibut), 4617 nucleotides long. Its product is annotated as zf-DHHC domain-containing protein. The transcript has 9 exons. The coding region runs from base 39 to 971 and encodes 310 amino acids. Gene Ontology annotation, molecular function: palmitoyltransferase activity. Lineage: Eukaryota; Metazoa; Chordata; Actinopteri; Pleuronectiformes; Pleuronectidae. The record is from RefSeq and is a predicted model, not a curated record.
CAGGAAGUGGGGUGACAGGGGGCGGAGCCCGGCAGAAGAUGGCGGCUCCUCGCUGCAGGAUCGACCCGUGCGGCGUCAUUUGUCUGCUCCUGACGUACUUCAGCGUGUUCUACGCGGACUACGUGGUGGUUCGGUAUGUUCUCAUCCCCACGUUCUCCGGCAGCGUGUGGUGCAGUCUACACGGAUCAGUCUUCAACCUGAUUCUGCUGCUGCUGCUGGCCUGUCACUCCAAAGCCGUCCUCUCAGAUCCUGGUAAGGUGCCUCUUCCCGACACGGCCAUCGACUUCUCAGACCUCCGCUCGCAGUCGUCUCGGAUGAGCGAGCGGGGCUGCGAGGGCUGGACGGUGUGCAGUCGCUGUGAGACCUACAGACCUCCCAGAGCGCACCACUGCCGCGUCUGUCAGAGGUGCAUACGCCGCAUGGACCAUCACUGUCCAUGGAUCAACAACUGUGUCGGGGAACUAAACCAAAAGUAUUUCAUCCAGUUUCUCUUCUACACUGGCAUGGCCAGUCUGUACUCCAUGGUGCUGGUGGUGUCGGCCUGGGUGUGGCGGAUAAGGAACGAGAGAGAUGGCGACGCAGAGAAAGAAGGAGAGGAGACGCCGAGCAAACACCUGAUCGUCGCUCACUACAUCAUCCUGCUGGUGGAGUCGGUGCUGUUCGGUGUGUUUGUCAUGGUUAUCUUCUACGAUCAGUUAAUCUCCAUUAUCACGGACGAGACUCCGAUAGAGCAGAUGAGGAACAGACUGAUGAUCAAAGACAGAGGAGCCUCAUCUACCUCCUCUUCCUCCUCCUCCUCCUCCUCCUCACAGCUGCCCCACCCGCCCUCACACACCCGCAAGCCCAAGCUCGCUCUGCUGCGGGAGGUCUUCGGACGAGGUUCAGUCUUCUUUUGGUUUCUUCCUCUCCACUCCAACCCUCCGUCCGUCGGGGGCGUCUCCUACUCGGCCCUGCCCGACUACGACGUCUGACCUUUGGUCUGUGAGAGAGGAUGAGGAGCAGAUGGCGAGGAAGGUUGUGUGUGUGUGUGUGUGUGUGUGUGUGUGUGUGUGUGUGUGUGUGUGUGUGUGUGUGUGUGUGUGUGUGUGUGUGUGUGUGUGUGUGUGUGUGUGUGUGUGUGUGUGUGUGUGUGUGUGUGUGCGUUUACGUGUGCGUUUACGUGUGAGAGUCAAUUUGCUGCCUAACUACGAUGUCUUAUCUCUGGAUCUUUGGCGACGAAGAGGAAGGUGGACGAAGGGGAUGGAGACGGGGGAUGAUUGAACUGAGAGAGUGAGUGUAUCAGAUGAAUGUGUGUGUUUGUGGUUUCAUCCCCAGGGAAAGAAAAGUUCAGCCUCAGACUCCAGACUCAUGGAAAUCUCUUUCCUGUCUUUCCUGUGAUGAGGGAAGAGCACUGACGCUCCUUGUUCUGUCUCCGCCUGCAGAUGAACAACCAGCAUUCUCUUCUCAUGGAAACUUCUGAUUUUAAUAUUGACUCUGGGGUUUGACUGAUUCCGGUUUAGCAACAUAGUAAAAGUCUGAGUCUGUGCAGGAGGGAUCCUAGAGUCGUGGUUUUGAGGUCCCGCCCAUAGACACUCUCAACCAAUCGUCAGUCAGUCUCUAUAUAUCAUCAAAUAACUCAUUAAAACCAAACUUAUCAGAAACUAAACCCUUUGGAUAAGAACGACUUAAAGUGACAGAAACCAUCUUCCAAAAACAUUAUGCAAUAGAAAAAUGGAAUGUGUUUACCACUAGGGGGACACUGAAAACGGUACCAACAUUCACAAUCCACCAUCUUCCUUCUACUGUUUACUUUCAUCGUGCAGCGCCAUCUAUUGAUGGUUCUGCUCACAACUGGUUCCAGGACUUCUGAAUGGAACCAGUUGAAGAACCCGAGCUGAUUUCUUCGGAAAGUGUUGUCAGUUACUUCAUUAAAAACGUCUUUGAGCAGCUUUGCGGGAAAAAAAGGGAAAUCUCCGACAAGGAGGACCCCUAGUGGUAGGACGAGAUUCUUUGGUGACGAUUAACCCACCGACUUCUGGUUUCGACGUGUUUUAACCCAAGUGUCAGUCAAACUCCAACCAAUGUCUUUUUAUGCUAAGAGACGUUUUAGGACGUCAAGUUUCUGAGGUCGGGAGCCGAGAGCCUCGACCUCUGAUCGUUGAGAACUGUGAACGCUGAGAACACGUUGGUUACUGAAUUUUGUUUAUGUUUACCAAAAUUACAAAGAAAUUAUUUAUGUUAUUUUUUUUUUUUUGCACAGAAUCAAAUUCUGUUUUCAAUUCUACUUAACGUUCAGGUCAAGCUUUAAGAAAUGACUCGGGAUGCACUGAUGUGGAGUUUUUGAAGGUGAUGUCAAAUAUUUUCCCAUCAGGUGAAGCUUUAACAUUUUUGCCUGUAAUCGGGGAAAACACGCACUGUUAACAGUAUUCUGUUAAAUCUAAGUGAAGGGAUGAUUCUUAACUUAUUUAUUGUUUCUGAAUAUUCUGUGGAAAUUUCUCUAUCAAUAACUGUAUUUUAAUGUGACGGGUGGAGCUGCCUUUUGACGCUGAUCUGGGUUUAAAUUUGCUGCUUCUUUUUUUUUACGUGGAUCUAUGUAAAGUUAAAUAGCAUAAAAUGUCAGCAAAAAAAUUAUCUUAAAUGUCAACAGGUAUGCCAGCAAUUUUUUUAUUUGGCUGAAGAUGUACUCGCAUCCUUUAUGAAAGUAAAACCACUUUUUCUGGUUCAUGUCCCAACCACUAACAUGGAGGAGGCAGGGUUGUAUGACCUAUACCGCAGCCUGCCUGUAGGGGGCAAUCCAGAUAUUUUGGCUUCACUUUUGUGUCGGCCAGUGUCGUGGAUUCACGUUAGAAACGGAUAAAAACAGUCGGACACAAAGGCAGCUUCACCCGCGAGUGUGUUUUUAUGAAUGUGUAUAUAGAUAUUCUGAAUUCGGUGUUUGACCUGAGUUUAACUGUUUAUGAUACACAAGGGAACUUUAUGUUGCAGUGGGUUAUAUUAAUUUAUUAAUUUAAGUAAGUGUCGUGAUGAUGCUCCUUUUAAAAAAACAACAACUGCGAGUUGGGAAAUGAAAUCGCACAUUUCCUUAUUUAUGGACCAAUAUGGCUUUUUUUAAAUAUAUUUUUCAUGUUUUCAAGGAAAAUCUAAUUCCUGAUUUUAACUGAUGAUCUAUUUUAACACAUAUUAACCACAUACAAAUCAUUUGUCCUCUAGUCUCUCAACAAACAAACUUUAAACUCUGUGAGAUGUUAGCAGUGGUUCUAAGAAGCAGGCAGUCUUGUAAAACUGCAUUCACACGCUGGGUAUAUUGGCUAAUAUUUCACUGCGUGUAAAACAGCUAGCUAUGCAGUCAAGUGAGCUACUGGAGGUGGAGCUCAUUAUCUCAGAGCUGGAGGCACAAAUAGCAAAAAACUCGUUCGACCAGAAAGCUCCUCAGAGGACUCCGUGUCCCCUCAGAGGACACGGAGUCCUUUCCCGGCCAGUCGCUGGAGCCGCUCGUGAUCUGUUAACCAUCUCGCUCGUGAUGUGAAUGCAUGUUUUUGUUUCGCCGAGGCUUGACGGGACAAAACGUCCUCCGAGCUCAGGGGCCUUACAUCUUUUACAGUGUUUAAAUUAGGCUGUAGAGUUGGAGCGGAACCUCGAGGGAAGAAGGGGCGGAGCGUGUUGCUUCGGUGUUGUACAUAAGAAGGUUCAUAUUUUAUAUUGACGAUGUGCAAUUCUCCUGAAGGGAAUGUUACUGAACUCCGGGCUCUGUUGGAACUGUUGGUUUUCUAUCACAAUUUGAGUAAAACAAUGUUUGAAAUGUUUUUGUGAAUUAAAGAGAGAGGAGGGGACGUUAAGUUCAGUCCAGUUUUCUGUCUUACAAGUACAUGACACCUUAAAGGACAUUUCAAACCGAAUGUGUUCUGUCCAGGUGUGUGGUAACUAUCAGGGUACUGGCUUGCUUGUUUGGUUCUGUUGACAAAAUGCAGUCGAUAUUUAUUUUGUUUGUAUCAAUGUUGAUCAAAGGGGUGCGCUUGUUUCGCUUUGUCCACAUCGGUGCGGUUGCUUCCUGAACCACUGAUCCGAUCUCUCUAUCAGACACGGCACUAUUCAUUCAAUCUCAUAAUCAUAAUCCAACAACAUUGCCUUGCCCACUGUUUAAGGAAGCAAAACGAGCGCACCCCAUUUGCUGUUUUACUUGACAGCGGGAAGGAAUGUGUGAACAAACAAAGAGGCCACGAAAUGAACACUUCAGCCACCAGCCAACACUUGACUUGCACCUGAUGCUGAACUUGGAACGUCAUUGAUUUCUGCGGCCGAACAAGGGAACAGAACCAAACUAACAAAACGUCCCACACUGUUUGAAACUCCUUUCGGAAUCAAUCAGGUUAUUGAGACAACUUUUAAUGUUCAUGUUUUCCACACUCAGCUUUGUCUCCUGAGGAACUUUCCUCAGCAGGUAAAACUUGACACUUGUUGGCUGAUUGGUCGAACAGGUGAGUUUCAAAGCCCUGCGAACAAAACCAACAGAGAGUUUGAUAUCAUGUGGCUUCAUGAUGAACAAGUUUACAAUCUACAAACCGUGACCUGUGUAUUAUUCCUAUUGACAUGCUGCUCUUGCUCGUUCAACCGGAAGUAAACCUGAUGUCUUUUCAACUA